GCGGAUCUGCGCAGUGCACGGCUGGAGGCAGCGAGGGCGAGGGCUGCUCUGGAGGCGCAGGAGCACAGAUGCGCUGGACUGAUGGAGGAUGUGCGGCGGCUGGAAUCAGACAGGACGCUGUUGAAGAAGCAGGUGGACGCGUUCGCGUCUCAGCUGCACCUCACCAACUCGCAGCUGGCUCAGGCGCAGGCGGCUCUGCAGGCAGCAGAGGAGCAGAACAAUGCGCACUCCAACCAGUCGGUGGAGCAGGCAGCAGCGCUGCGCAAGGCAGUGGAAGCUGCAGGCAUUGAGAGGGAUGCGGCUGUGCUUGCCAAGGAGGACCUGGCAUCACAGGUGCGGGUGCUGAAGAGACGACUUCAGGAGGCAGAGGAGGAGCAAUGCAAGGCAGAAGAGGCAUCGGCGGCGCUAGCAGCUGAGCUGAGGGCGCUGCAGCACUCAACAGAGGCCACAGUGGAUCGGGCAGGUGCGGCAUUUGCUCCCGACCCUGACCAGCUCAGGGUUGCUGAAGCUGCCAGAGAUGCCGCCAAGGCUGAGCUGCAGGACCUGCGCCAGGAACUGACAGGCAUGCGGCAGCAGCUGAUAGCGGAGAGGCAGAGGGCGGCAACGGCUACUGGAGGCAAGGAGGCUGUUGAGAAGCAGCUGGCAGUGGUGCAGGCAAAGCUGAAGGAGGCAUUGGAAGCAGAGGAGAGGCUCAAGAUCCAUGCCAAGGUGGAGGUUCGACAAGAGGUGGAAGGGGACCUCAGGUCCAACAUCGAGGCUGAGGUUCAGCAGAAGCUGGAAGCGGAGGUCCGGGAAGCAGCUGAGGCUGAGACUCGGAAGAAAAUGGAAUCCGAGGUUCGGCAGGACGUCGAGGGGAAGGUUCGGAAAGAGCUUGAAACGGAGGUUCGGGAGAAGUUGAAGGCAGAGGUUCGGGAGGAGCUAGGAGCAGAAGCUGGGAGAAAUGCUGUGGAGGUCUUAAAGCCCAGCAGUCAAGGAUCGGUGGGAUCGGUAGAUGUGGGAACUCAAGUGAUAUCUGUGAGCGAGGAGGCUCGGAAAGAGAUUGAAGCAGCCGCUGUAGCUCGGAUGCGACAGGAAAUGGAAGAAGAGAUUCGGAAGGAGCUUCGGAACGAGUUUGAGAAGCAGAUUUGGGAAGAGGUGACUGAGAAGGUUCGGGAGGAGGUGCGGAAGGAGGUAGAAUUGGAGUUGAAAAAGUCUAAGGGCGAUUCUGAGGGUGCUUCGACUGCUGCUGCUGCUGGUGGAGCUGGUGGUGGAGUUACGGUUGAGAGUGGUGGAGAGGGUGUAGGGGACAAUGAGAGAACGGAGGUGGAGGGUAAAGGUGAAGAUGUGGGAGGUGGAGGAGAAAGAGAAGGAGCAGGAGCAGGGGCAGGAGAAGGGGCAGGAGCAGGGAUCGGAGAAGGGGUGGGAGCAGGGGCAGGAGCAGGGGGGGGAGAAUUGGCGGGAGCAGGGGGAGGAGAGGCAAGUGAAGCAGUGGGGCAGUCUACUGAAGAGCUUGCACGAUUGAAGGAGGACGCGGAGAAAGCAGAGGAGGAGCGGGGUCAGCUGCAGCAGCAGUUGGAGAAGCUACAGGUGUCGCUGGCUAAGAAGGAGAAGGCACGGCUGAGACUGCUGUCUGAGGUGGAUUCCCAGUCGCUGCAGAUAGAAAGACUAUUCGCGGAGAAUUCAGGGCUGGCAGCGGGGCUCAAGGAGGUCUCUGCCAUUGCCGCCCGCUGGGAGGCUCAGGUGCGCGCAUGGCAGAAGCUGCAGAGCGAGCAGCAGCAGGAGCAGAUGGACAGCGGCAAAGGGGCAGCAACAGCAGCAGGUGCAGCAGCAGGAGCAGGAGCAGCAGCAGGAGCAGGAGCAGCAGCAGGAGCAGCCUCAUCAGCAGAAAAGGCAGGAGCAACAGGGGAGUUAUCAGGAGAAGAGAAAGGAGGGGUGGGAGGAACAGGAGCAGCAGCAGGAGGAGUAAGAGCAUCAGGGGCGGUGGGUCCGGGGUUAGGAGACACGGACACAGAGGCAGACACGGAUGAUCAAGAGCUGCCAGUCUCCACCUCCCCCAGACAGCACCUGGAGCUGCCACCAGUAAACACCUCCCCCAGGCAACUUCUGGAAGUGCCACCGUUUUCUGGUGCUGGGACCUCAGCAAGUGGGGAAGAGAAUGGGGAGGUGGUGGUGGGUCUGCAGGGGGAUGGCGUGAAGAUGGAGGGGUCAGGAGCGGUGGAAGGUGGUGGAGAGGAAAGGGCAGGGAAGGAGGAUGGGGAGAAGGAGGAGGUCGGGGAUGGGGCUAGAGGUGGGGAGGAUGGGGGAGUGGGACAGAGGAGGGGAGUGGGUGUGGAGGUGAUUGGAGGGAAGUCUAUGGAAGUUCUGGAGGAAGAGAACAGGAAGCUUAAGGACGAACUCACCGCCGCCCAGCACCGCAUCCGCCGGCUGUCAGUGCAGGCACUGCGCUCCGAUGCCAGUUGCACCACGGCGGUGCAGAGGCUGUCCCAGACCAAGCGGAUGUGA
Messenger RNA from Closterium sp. NIES-65, 2481 nucleotides. The record is from the annotation of a GenBank genome assembly. Lineage: Eukaryota; Viridiplantae; Streptophyta; Zygnematophyceae; Desmidiales; Closteriaceae.